Molecule: messenger RNA, 990 nt
Organism: Laccaria bicolor S238N-H82
Lineage: Eukaryota; Fungi; Basidiomycota; Agaricomycetes; Agaricales; Hydnangiaceae
Exons: 4
Coding region: 1-990 (329 amino acids)
Biological process (GO): protein N-linked glycosylation; nucleoside diphosphate catabolic process
Cellular component (GO): membrane; Golgi apparatus
Molecular function (GO): GDP phosphatase activity; UDP phosphatase activity
Source: RefSeq, a predicted model, not a curated record
AUGAUCGACGUAGGCUCAAUUGGCUCUGGAAUCCACGUCUACAAAUUCAACAACUGCGGCCCUUCUCCCAAAUAUGAAUACGAAGUAUUCAAAAUGACACAACCUGGUUAUCUUCAUUCGCUGGGAACCCAGAGGGCGCUGCGAGGAGCUGGGACGAAGCUGUCCGCGUGGUGCCCAAUGCCAUGUACAGGUAGCGCUGAUAUUUUGGAGGCGGUGGAAGGGAGGAUUCGGUCAUCCUAUCCCUUCCAAUUACAGGAAAAAGAUGGGGUAGUGAUCAUGGAUGGCAAAGACGAAGGCGUAUUAUACGCGUGGAUCACGGCGAAUUAUCGCUUGGGAACCAUCAAAGCUUCCACACCGCCUGAUACACCCACCUACGCAGUCAUCGACCUCGGUGGCGCUUCUACGCAAAUCGUAUUCAAGCCUGUCUUCGCGUUCUCGGAUAUGCAACUCGAGGACGGAGAACAUAAAUACGAUCUGCAAAUCGGUGGCCGGAACCAUGUGUUGUGCCAGCACUCGUACUUGGGGUAUGGUUUGAUGCGUGCAAGGAGACACGUUCAUAGAUUGGCGGAUCUCAUGUCGACGUUGCAGGGUAUGAAACCGAAGGCGGUGGCGGGGAAUCCGUGUCUUGCGAAGGGGACACAGAGGGUUGUGAUUGUUAAGGAUGAAAUGACCGGUAAGGAGAGGAAGCUCGUAUUGGCAAAGGACACAAUCUGCGAACUCAAACCAUGCUCCUUCAACGGCGUCUACCAACCCUCCCUCCUCUCCUCCUUCCCAAACGGUAAAGUCCUCCUCCUCUCCUACUUCUACGACCGCCUCUCCCCCCUCCUCCUCCCCUCCUCUUCUUCCUCCCUGCCCAUCACCGUAUCCACCAUCGCCAGCACCGCCCGCCAAGUCUGCAAAGGCCGCGACGAAUGGCUGCGGAAAAGAUUGCGGGUACGGAGUUGGGUUGGUGUUUGGGUGCUACGAUUGCGAUGGUUGGUGGGGAGCUGA